Messenger RNA from Orussus abietinus, 3257 nucleotides. RefSeq names its product mucin-5AC. The transcript is spliced from 7 exons. Gene Ontology annotation, molecular function: serine-type endopeptidase activity. Bases 81 to 2966 code for a protein of 961 amino acids. Gene Ontology annotation, biological process: proteolysis. Lineage: Eukaryota; Metazoa; Arthropoda; Insecta; Hymenoptera; Orussidae. The record is from RefSeq and is a predicted model, not a curated record.
UCCGAGGACAUAAGCUACGGCCAUGGAGGCCAAGUUCCCUGCCUCCCAAUGUGCGUAACACGGAAACACCUUUCCUCAGGAUGCGAUCUCGUCCCAAUCAACUGAUAGUUGCAGCCAGCUUGUUAUUAGCUGCAUUCUGCUUUGGCAAUCAGUUGAACAACGAUACGUCAAAUGUGGAUUGGCUGGAUGUGGUCGCGGACUCCUCGGAAGUGGAUCCUCGGUCGAAGGAUAAAAACGACAAAGUGUUCCCUCAUUGGAUGAACAAAGGGAACCGCAUCGACCCGGACCUUCUGAAUGUUCAAGCAGUUGUCGUUAGGGACGAAGAUGCCGAUCAACCGUGCCAACCUGGCAUAAAAGACUCGUCCAGAAUACACAUGAUGUGUGCCGGGUCGAUACUUGCGGAAGACCUAAUACUUACAUCUGCUAGCUGUUUACACGAGACAUUACGAAUAAGGGAAAACAUACAGGCACCAGUGGCGGUUGCUAUUAAUGUGUUAAACCGUCUCGAAAUAAUACGGAUGGAUAGUUACAAAGUACAUCCACGGCAUGAAAAUAUGGAGGCCAAAGAAAGGCAAUCACCGCAAUACGCGAGACAUAAUGUCGCAAUUAUGAAGCUUCAAUGCAAAAUGGAGAACGGCAUAAAAAUUGAACUUCCACGUCAACGGAUGUCAGAGAUGUGUAAUUCUGGAAAGUGUCGAUUGGCGUUGUUAAGAAGAAGCGGACUGAAUCACGUAAUUAUGUUCCAACAAGAGGCGCAGCAUAUUCCGAAUAAUAGGCGAAAACGUCAGUCCAACGAGACGAGUCUAUUUAGCACAAAUGCAACAUCGACGAUCGACCAGGAAAAUAACAAAACCGCCGUUCUAGAAGUGGAGACAUCAUCCGGAAUUCUAAAGGGAAACGCGUCCACCUCGAGCGCGAUUAAUGUUGCUAAUGUCACGAUGGCCCCGAUGUUAGUUUCACGGAAGGAAAAGGGGGAGAAUACAUCUAAGGGAGAGAGCAUUAACGAUCCACAAGCAAAGGAGGCCUCCAAUGAGACAUCCACACAAUUGAACAAUACCCACGUGACGUCAGAGCCGACGGUAUUUCUAGAAGAUUUGCUUAAAAUGUGGAGCACUUACGGCAAAAAGGAUGAUCCCAUAAAGUCAUUAGUGACAAGGUAUAGUGACGGUACUAGAGGAUGUCCACAGACGGGUUCCCCGGUUAUGGCAGGAAAGGUACAAGUAGGACUUGUGGCGGAAUCAUGUGACGAUAGGCAACCGAACGCCGAGUGGCGAUAUACGGAACUUUAUGACAAUCUGGACUGGAUAAGAUCAACCAUGAAGCAGUUGAACGAUGCCGGUGAAAAGUCGGAUCCUGCCUCGAAACCCGAUUCUCCAACUAUUCAAGGCCCUGCACCCGGACACGAGUGCAUAAAUAUCUACAAUUUCUUCAUCGGAUACAAAGGAACCGAAAAUCAGGGCAGCCUCUACAAUCCAGAGCAGCCAAAUGCCAUCACGUCUAUUGCUACGAGCUCUCCAACAAUUGACCCAUCAACAUCCACCGACUCAUCGAUCACCAUGAGCAAGUCGAACUCGGAGCCUUCGCCGUCUUCAACGAAUCCACCGUUUGUGUCGGAGUACUUAGCAACACUCACGUCUUCAACCGAAUCGACGACUGCAAGCGAAACGACCGUCCUUUCGUCGACAACGACCACUUCCCCAACAACACCAACUACCCCCUGUCCUACGGAUGCAACAUCCGUAGCAACGUCACCGCGUCCAUUAUGUCUGCCUUGUUAUCCAUGUCAACCGUGUCUGCCAUAUCCACCAUGUCCCCCUUGUGGAACUCUUAAACCAUGUCCCCCCUGUCGAACUCUUGAACCAUGUCCCCCUUGUCGAACUCUUGAACCAUGUCCCCCCUGUCGAACUUUUGAACCAUGUCCCCCCUGUCGAACUCUUGAACCAUGUCCGCCCAUUUCGCAACCACCAACGACAAAAUUACUCCCCACAGCGAAACCACCUUGCGACACCAUUCCAACAUCAAGGAUGACCACUUCGCUGCCGACAACCCCAUGUGGAUCGAUUCCACCAGUUUCCACCAUAACAACAGUUGCACCUACCGCGUUACCUUGUCAGACCAUCAUCCCGAUAAGAACUCCGUGCCCAUCAACGUGCACCACUCCCCAAGAGUUAACGACAACGCGCAUCGAAGAUUGCUCAACACCUCUUACGACGCCUAAACCAACGACAAGUUUGCCGUUAACGUCUGCCAAUCCAUGUAAAUGCCCCUGUCCGCUAACUACGAAGUGCCUGCCAGGCCCACCGUGUCCACCAUGCCCACCGUUUCUUCUGUGGCAACCAACAACCCUUCCUUCGAGGUGCAACUGCUUAAACGGAAAGCCCGAGCACUCCCAGCAACGUGGUCUUCCCAAUGCAAGAAGGAACUUUUUCGAUUCCCAAAAAUCAGACGAUGUACGAAUGGCACCCUCUUAUCGGCGAUACGACCCACAGAGAUUCAGUGGGUACUACAAUAGAAACUUUGGCCCGCCUUAUCGCAGGAAUAAUAGACUCGGUCAUCUCGUACAGAAGAGUCGACGGGAUGAAAAUGAAGUGUCGAACUCACGGAACGUGGAUGGGUAUUACGGGUCGUUAACGGGUAAUGGUACACUGGGAUUUCAUUUAAAGAUGGAGGACGUGAAGGGGCACAAUGUUCGGGGAAACGAGGGUGCAAUGAAUUUUUGGAUGAAGGAUCCAUUUCAGAGGAAGAACACCAACGCCGAGUCCAAUCUUCCAUCGGAAAAGUUCACCUCCUCGAAUGUUUCGAAAGAGCUCAGAGAUGUCGGAAAGGAAAUGUAUAAAGACGAGUCGAUUAACAAAUUGGUUAAAGUCUCUAAGCUUUCCGACAGCGCCGAAUUGUUAAUCGAUCAAGUGUAUAAUGGCGAACUCGGUAAAACGGAUGCUGAUCGAGGAAAAGAAUUGGGACUUUAAGUGAGAGACGUCAAAUCGAGAAGUCUCGAUAAUGGAGAUAAGAAAAACUUCUAACAACUAAACGGUUAUAUCAAUUGCUCGUAUGAAGUAUGUUAGCGGAACGCGAUAAUACGGUUUAAAAAUUGGUUAAAGUGUCUGAGCUUUCCGACAGCGCCGAAUUGUUAAUCGAUCAAGUAUAUAAUGGCGAACUCGGUAAAACGGAUGCUGAUCGAGGAAAAGAAUAGGGAUUUGCUUGAUCGAUUUCUUAUUAAUGAAUUUGAUUUCUUAUUAAUAAAUUUAAAUGUCAAUUUA